AGUCAUCAACCCUGGGUUUUAAACAGCUUUAAACAGAAACCUGAAAUAUUUGUUAUCUUUCACUGCCUUACUGUAGCACCUAAGCAUAUCCAAUGUAAGAGAUCCCUGGUCCAGUAAACUUCUGUUUGUAUUCUGUUUUCCUACAGAAUUAUUUCAUUGUUCUUGUCUGUCUUUUACAGGUGUUCCUCUCUCUCCUGCCACUAGAGUCAUUGUGAUGGUGGGACCAGAAAGAUGCAAUGGUAACUUUCAAUGAGCCCCGUGACCUUCACAAGAUGCAGGUCCCAUCCCAUCUGGAUGUGCCCCUGUCACCAAGACUGCGACGCAAGAAGCUGAUGUGGCAGAACGCUGUAAAGCACAUCAUCAGCCAGCGGCAGCUAAGGGAGCAAUACGUUCUGGAGCCGGCCCACAAGAUUUACGUCACCGAUGCGUACAUUGAAGAGAUCAACCGCCAGAUCCGCAAUAAAGCAUCCCGUGGCAUGACCAAACGACGGUCGUCCGUUGCCCGUAUUCAUCCAUCGUUUUUUGGAGAGCGCAGCAGCUCCGCCAGCACGCAGGCUGGGAUCUUGGCUGACUACGCCAGCGACGCAGACUUUUUUGUGCGCUGGGGUCGCACCAUUCAUGGGGUCUACGUGCCAACAUUGAGGCACACCUUCAAAUCCCGAGACCUGGAGAAGCUCUACCAUCGCCACUCCUCACACACCAGACGCACCUCACUAGUGGUCACCAACAUUUUAGAUGCCGCUGCCAAGCUUCACUUGUUGGUCCUGUACCUGGCAUUGGUGCCAGACGGCUCAGACCUGCUGCGUGGCUGCCUCACUGCUGUUUUCUUGGCCUUUGCUUUGGUGCUUUGUGUUCUUGUGCUCACUUGUAAACGUUCACAUUCCCCAGAAUGGUUGCAUUACGCUGGCAUAGCCAGCUGGCUGUCGCAGACCGCUCAGGUUCUGGGUGGGCUCGGGUACGGGCUGGAGAAUGACCCAUCGUGGUAUGUUUUGUUCACCCUGUUUGCCACGUACACUCUUCUCCCUUUGCCACUGUUGUGGGCCAUGGCAGCUGGCUCACUCACCUCCACACUGCACCUCAUUGUGGAGACAGCACGGAACUUCAAUGAAGUGGGACUGCUGAGAAAGAUUCUUGCAAAGGCCUUGCUGUACAUAAGCAUGAACACGGCAGGUCUUUUCAUCCAUUACCUGACGGACCGAGCUCAGAGACAGGCCUUCCUUGAAACACGCCGCUGCAUCCAGGGCCGCAUGAAGCUGGAGACAGAAAACCAGAGACAAGAGCGUUUGGUCUUGUCUAUACUGCCUCGCUUUGUUGCCUUUGAGAUGAUUGCUGAUAUGACUGCCAUGGAUAGUGAGCUGCUCCCUCAGCAGUUCCAUAAGAUCUACAUCCAUCACUACACUGACGUCAGCAUCCUGUUCGCUGAUAUAAAGGGAUUUACUCUGUUGUCCAUGACAAUGUCUGCCCAGGAGCUGGUGCGCACCCUCAAUGAGCUCUUCUGCCGUUUUGACCGCCUAGCUGAGGAACACCACUGCUUGAGGAUAAAGAUCCUGGGGGACUGUUACUACUGUGUGUCUGGAGUGCCAGAGCCUCAGAGAGCUCACGCUCGUUGCUGUGUAGAGAUGGGUCUGGCUAUGAUCGGCACAAUAAGGUAUGUGAGAAAGCAGCUGAACCAUGACAUGGAUAUGCGGAUUGGGAUCCACUCAGGCUCGGUUCUGUGCGGGGUUUUGGGCCUGCAGAAGUGGCAGUUUGAUGUGUGGUCCUGGGACGUGGGCAUUGCUAACAUGUUAGAAGCAGGGGGCAUCCCUGGUCGUAUCCACAUCUCACGAGCCACCCUGGACUGUCUGGAAGGGAACUACCAAACCGAGGAUGGGCGUGGUUAUGAACGCAAUGAGUUUCUGCGAAAACACAACAUCGACACUUUCCUCAUUUGCCACAAGGAGGAGGAGCUCGAUGAAGUGGAAGCGGAGCCUCACAAGAUACGCACCAGUCGCACCUGGAACACGAAUAUUCCCUUUGGCAACAUGGUUGAAAUGAACUGUAUUUUGGCUUCAUUCACUAACGGCUCCUUACUGCAGCUGCCGAACUCAAGAAACCGACGCUCCAGCUCCAAGGAGAUUAAUAAACGGAUCGAGCACGCCAUUGACCUGCGCAGCAGUGAGCGCAUGAGGCAGGAGCACAUCACUGCGGCCACACUGGUGUUCAAGGACACACACAUUGAGGAGAAGUUUUCACAAAUUAGAGAUGAAACUUUUAAGACCAACCUGGUGUGCUCCUUCAUCAUGUUCCUCUUCCUCAUGGCAGUCCAGACUCUCAUCCCUGCACCCAGGUUAUAUCCCAUCGUGAUCCAGUUCAGUCUGGUGCUGCUGGGCUAUCUGCUGUUGUUGGUGAUGGCGCUGUCUGAGGAGUUUAAGCGCUCUCCUGCUGUCCUGCAGCAACUUUGCUGCUGGAUCCAUGAAAACAACAGCAUGCGCAGCCUGCUGACCAUCACUGCUAUAGCCAUUAACUUCGGCAUGGCUUCUGCUGACAUGGUUUGGUGUAACUUAAUAGAUAAAGAAGAAGAGAGUGGUGAUAAGAACAAUGUGAAUCUGUCCAGUCAGAUGACCCUAACCAUCUGCACCCAUCCUGAGUUUUUUGUACUGAGUGGGGUUGUCUCUAUGGUUACCUGUGCCGUGUUUCUGAGACUGAGUUCGCUGCUGAAGCUGACUGUUCUGUUACUGAUGGUUACUGUCUACACUUACUUCGUUGAAGUGGCCUUCCAUGCACUUUAUGUCAGUCAGCAGGAGCAGGAGCAAGUGCUCAGAUCUCACUACUUAAGGAGAAAGGGAGUGUCCAUUCUGUUAAUGGCCAUGUUUGUGAUAGCUGUGUUCUACAAUGGCCGACAGUGGGAGGCCACAGCGAGACUGGACUUCUUAUGGCGUCUGCAGGCUCAGCAGGAAGUGGAGGACAUGCGGGAGCUGAGGGAGCACAAUGAGUGUCUGCUGCACAACAUCCUGCCCGCACAUGUCACGCGCCACUUUCUGGACAGGAACAAAAAUGAUGAUGAGCUGUAUGCCCAGUCAUAUGAUGAGGUAGGGGUGAUGUUUGCCACCAUCGCUGGCUUCAAUGACUACUAUGAGCAGAAAGAGAUUAAACGCGAGGGGGUGGAAUCUCUCAGGCUUCUCAAUGACAUCAUUACUGACUUUGAUGAGCUGCUGGAAGAGACAUAUUUUUUGGAUAUUGAGAAAAUCAAAACAAUUGGAAGCUGCUACAUGGCAGCAUCUGGCUUAUCACCUGAUAAACAGGUUGGUGAUUCUAAUAGUAACUGGCAUCACCUGAGUGAGCUGGUGCUGUUCGCAAUGGCAAUGCAGGAGACCCUAAGAGAAAUUAACAAACACACCUCCAACAGCUUCCAGCUCCGUGUCGGAAUCGCACAUGGUCCUGUAGUUGCGGGUGUUAUUGGUGCUGCUAAGCCACAGUACGAUAUCUGGGGGAUGACGGUGAACCUGGCAAGCCGCAUGGACAGCACAGGCAUUAGUGGGAGGAUCCAGGUACCUGAGCCCACCCAGAAAAUUCUGGCAGACUGGGGCUUUGUGCUGGAGCUGCGUGGUGAGAUCUUCAUAAAGGGCGUGAGCGAGCGCCAGGGGCGUUUACGAACCUACUUUAUCAGCAGUAACAGGGGCCAAAGGACAAGAAACGGGCCUGCGGGAGGCGGAGGGACGGCCAGCCAUAGCGGAGGCAGGAACACGCUGGCCUGUGUGGUGUUCAGUCUUCUCCGGGCCAUUCAAAAGGAAAAGCAAAGAGGCAUCACUGGAAGAUUCACUCUGCCCACUAACAGUGUGCAGUGUUAA
This is a messenger RNA of Colossoma macropomum (tambaqui), 3827 nucleotides long. RefSeq names its product adenylate cyclase type 8. Gene Ontology annotation, cellular component: plasma membrane. The transcript is spliced from 18 exons. Gene Ontology annotation, molecular function: adenylate cyclase activity. The record is from RefSeq and is a predicted model, not a curated record. Lineage: Eukaryota; Metazoa; Chordata; Actinopteri; Characiformes; Serrasalmidae. The coding region runs from base 237 to 3827 and encodes 1196 amino acids. Gene Ontology annotation, biological process: adenylate cyclase-activating G protein-coupled receptor signaling pathway; cAMP biosynthetic process; intracellular signal transduction.